This is a messenger RNA of Haliotis rufescens (red abalone), 868 nucleotides long. Its product is annotated as antistasin-like. Gene Ontology annotation, molecular function: serine-type endopeptidase inhibitor activity. Bases 79 to 714 code for a protein of 211 amino acids. The transcript is spliced from 7 exons. Lineage: Eukaryota; Metazoa; Mollusca; Gastropoda; Lepetellida; Haliotidae. The record is from RefSeq and is a predicted model, not a curated record.
GCUGCACUCUAAUCAAUGUGGGAGAAAACCGACGCCUCCUCGUUGUGAGCGCAAUUGUAACCCUGACAUCGGAGAAUCAUGAAGGUCGCUGUCUGUCUCCUCCUGGCCGUGACCGUGGCGUAUGCCGCCCCGAGAGACCAGUCCCUCUGCGGCCCUGUCUGUAUGAUAUACUGCCCUUUCGGCAACGUCCUCGACAGCAACGGCUGCCCCACCUGCAGUUGCAACUGGCCAACAUCCAACGCCCCCUCGGUGGAAAAGAAGGCUCUCUGCUUUAACGCCCAAAUGGCCUUGUGUGACUUGUGGUGUCCUUCGGGGAGGAUGGCUCACGACGCCAACGGCUGCCCCCUCUGCAAGUGUGAUAACACCAUAAUCCUACCUCAUCGGAGAAUCAUGAAGGUCGCUGUCUGUCUCCUCCUGGCCGUGACCGUGGCGUAUGCCGCCCCGAGUGAUCGGGCUGUGUGCGGCCCUUUCUGUAUGAUCUACUGCCCUUUCGGCAACGUCCUUAAUAGCAACGGCUGUCCCACCUGCAGUUGCAACUCUUCACCGGCUGAGAAGAGCAAGGCAUGUUUGGGGGUGAUGUGUCUCAUCCACUGUCAAUUGGGAUUCAAACUCGGGUCCGACGGCUGCCAAGGGUGUGCCUGUAACACAGUGACACCCCUGCCGACCAUUACGCCACCAUCCACGACGAUGGUGAUGCGGGUGAGGAGACUGUGACACGCCAUACCAACGAUGAUGGCUGUCAGUAAUGGGCGUGGAAACAGGAAUCGCAUAAACAACAUGUUUUACUCAAAUUAUUUGAAAUAUUGAAGUGUUUUUCUGAUAGUGGUAAGGAAAGCCUACAUUUUGAAAAAGUAAAUUUUGAAAAAGU